CUUCCCUCUCGCCGAGUCGGGCGAAGAAGACUGAGCGGGGGUCCCCAGGCGGCGGGCUCCCUUUCCCUGCCCCCCGGCCCGAGGCCAUGUCCACGGGCUCACUGAGCGAUGCCGAAGACCUUCCCGAGGCGGAGAUACUGGACUGCUCCGGCAGCCUGAAAAUGGACCACUGCGGUUCGCCGUCCGCUCCCCGCCAGAGUCCCGCCGAAGGCUCGGCCUGCGAGCGGCGCUCCCCUGGCAAAGGCCGGGGCGCGGCGGCGGCGGGCAAGGCGCGUAAGAAAACGCCGGGCAAGAAGAGCCCUCCGGCGGGCCAGGAGGGCAAGCAGGUCCAGCGGAACGCGGCCAACGCCCGCGAGCGGGCUCGCAUGAGAGUACUGAGCAAAGCCUUCUCCCGCCUCAAGACCACCCUGCCCUGGGUGCCGCCGGACACCAAGCUCUCCAAGCUCGACACGCUCCGCCUGGCCUCCAGCUACAUCGCCCACCUGAGGCAGAUCCUGGCCAGCGACAAGUACGAGAACGGCUACCUUCACCCCGUCAAUUUGACAUGGCCUUUUAUGAUUGCUGGCAAACCAGAGAAUGAGCUGAAAGAAGCAGUAAACACAACUCGGUUGUGUGGCCCUACUGCCUCCUGACCCAGGAUUUUUGAGCAUAAGAAAAGCACUCUUCUCUGUGGAUGAAUGCAAUUGUGCAUUGUGUAUACGAACGGGUGGAGGAAGCAUUUCAAGGAGACAACAAACUGUUUUCUCGUGGAACAAACAAAUCCUAAAACUGAAAAGAAGACCAAAUGUACUAUGCCAAAGGAAAGUGAAACAAUCACAAAGAACAUAUAUUUAACUUUAUUAACUUGUAUAUAUAUAUAUAUAUAUAUAAACAUAUAUAUAUUUUGAAUAUCCUGCAGCAACACCUUGCUGGUCCAAGUGCUGUUCUCUGGAUCCAACUAAAAUUUGCAACUUUCUAUCUUUGUGUACUCCACUUUGUGAAAGACGGCGAUUCCUAGAAUCAAUUAUUCUC
This is a messenger RNA of Thamnophis sirtalis, 1011 nucleotides long. RefSeq names its product transcription factor 21. Gene Ontology annotation, biological process: regulation of transcription by RNA polymerase II; developmental process. Lineage: Eukaryota; Metazoa; Chordata; Lepidosauria; Squamata; Natricidae. Gene Ontology annotation, molecular function: protein dimerization activity; DNA-binding transcription factor activity, RNA polymerase II-specific; RNA polymerase II transcription regulatory region sequence-specific DNA binding. The record is from RefSeq and is a predicted model, not a curated record.